Molecule: messenger RNA, 935 nt
Organism: Gastrolobium bilobum
Lineage: Eukaryota; Viridiplantae; Streptophyta; Magnoliopsida; Fabales; Fabaceae
Product: F-box/kelch-repeat protein At3g06240-like
Exons: 1
Coding region: 1-534 (177 amino acids)
Source: RefSeq, a predicted model, not a curated record
AUGUAUUUCUACAGUUAUCAUGGAUUGUUCUUUAAUGGGGCUAUUCAUUGGUUGGUUUUCCCUCGUCAUGGAAUUGAUCGAGCAAUUAUUGUCUUUGAUUUGAUUGAAAAACAACUAUCAGAGAUAUCUAUUCCCGCUGGUGAUUUCAAGAACAUUUUGGUUGGAGAUUUGAUAAUCAUGGGUGGAUGUCUCAGUGUAUGGUAUCGGAGUGUACAUAAAACUCAGGUGUGGUUGAUGAAAGAAUAUAAAGUGCAGUCAUCUUGGACUAUGUUUGAGAUUCCUGCACGGAGACUCUCCCCCCUUUGCUUCGCCAAAGGUGGUGAACUUGUUGCAUUUAAUGGUACUGGAUUGAUGAAAUUUAAUGACAAAGGAGAAUUGCUGGAAAUAUCUGAUCAUAUGAUUUGGCGCAAGCCAGCUUUCUAUACAGAGAGUCUACUGUCACUCCCCGGUGACUGUUGUGGAAACAUGGAAACACAACCAACAAAAACAGAUAAGAAGAGAAUUAGGGAAAGUAAUGUUCUCCAUUCCUUUUGACCAUUUUGUUCAUCAAUAACUUACAUUAUAGAUGCAAUAUGAGAUUGAUGAUGUUUGGUGGUGGAUCGAGUUUACCUAUGCUUUGAGAAAAUAAUCAAUGUCUUGCUUCUUCAAAAUAAACAAAUGCUAUUUUAGUGAUCAAUCAUAUGCUUAUCUGAAAUGUCAUGCCAGUGCAGAAUUAGUCUUCGUUUUGAUGAUGAUUUCAGCAAGGUUUGAUUGUUUCACAUACUAUAAUUAGUUGUGUUUCAAUUUAGUAAAUGAUAGCUGGAGUUAGUACAUUAUCUUUGGCAUAUUUAUCUUAUUUCGUCUCAUUGUUAUUCCAAUGUAUGCAGUUUACUUUUUCUUCCAUCGCUUACAUUUGCAGCUUCAAGGCGUAGUUACUUUGAUGUAUUUAGAUUUUA